Rhipicephalus microplus (southern cattle tick) is the source of this 711-nucleotide messenger RNA. RefSeq lists its product as uncharacterized. The record is from RefSeq and is a predicted model, not a curated record. NCBI's taxonomy places the organism in Eukaryota, Metazoa, Arthropoda, Arachnida, Ixodida, Ixodidae.
ACGAACAGAGAGACGUAAACUGCGUUACCGGCAAGAUAAGAGGGGGAAUUCGUAGCUGCUUCGUUCUUGCCUCCCAAAAACCUUCGCAAGGCACGGUUCGUGUCACAAAACAAGAUGAACUGGAUUCCGCUAUUGUUUCUGCUGUGCGGGUAUUGUCAAGGUUCCUCUGAUACCUCAAUAAAACAAAACAGAACGAGACGCACGGUGUAUCCGGUUUGGAAGCCUCCGGCAGACAAGGCUUACGAGUUAUGUGGACUUGACUUGAGAGACCAUGAAAAAUGCAAGCUGCCGCCAUGGUGCGCUGGAGGCCGUGGCCGGUGCUGUCGUGGAGAGUGCAUCUGCCCAACAAGGUUCAACCCGUGCUCCUCACUGCCGGAAACAAACACCAGGGCGCCCACGGCGACAACUAAACGAAGGGGGCUGUGCAUGCGGGAUUGCGCGUUGAACUGCUACAAAGCAUGCCACUAUGGCAGGCAGAAUGGUCGUUGCGAGCGGACGCGUGACUCGUGCACUCCUGCCUCUAAUUUCACCGAACCCCGACAUUUCGACCGGAUCCCCCAGAUUUCCGUUGCAUCGCGAACGUACGACGCAUGCAAAGAUAAAUGUCACGCUGCAUGUCUUACGGGAUGUGCUCGCCGUUGAAAGCACCCGAAAAAUUGUGCGGGCGCAUCACACUUUAUGUAAUAAAGAUGCAUAUGGUGCCUCACUUUA